AUGAACAGAUCACAUCUGCUGAUGCGCACUGCCCACCGUCGUUCCUUUGCUGCUGCUGCCGCCGGUGACUCCAUCCUGUCCGCCGUGUACACGGUCGACGGGAGAGCAGCGUCAUUUGCCCCAUCUGUGGACGCCCUAGACUGCGCCGCCGCCGCCUUCUUCCCUGUAAGCGCCAUGGCGGCUGCCCUCCAUCACCGCCCCCGCUCGCGCUCGCCCCCGCAAGACGAGGAUCUGCUCUCCGAGGUCCUCCUCCGCCUCCCGCCGCAGCCGUCCUCCCUCCCCCGCGCCUCCGCCGUCUGCAAGCGUUGGCGCCGCCUUGUCUCCGACCCCGGCUUCCUCCGCCGCUACCGCCAACACCACCGCCGCAGCCCUCCGCUCCUCGAUUUCUUCCGCAGCGACUAUCCAGGCAUCUCCUACACGCCUGCCAUGGAGGCCCCCGAUCGUGUCCCCGCCGGGCGCUUCUCCUUGAAUCUCAAUGACAGGUACAGUAUCCUCAGCUGCCGCCACAGCCUCGUGCUCAUCUCCCACUCGUUGCGGAACCAGGUUCUGGUGUGGGACCCCGUCACCGGCGACCAGCACCGCGUUGCUGCUCCCCUAGGGAUCGACAUGGCCACUACCCUGAUGGACGGGCAGGUGCUUCGCGCUGCCGCCGACGCCCAGCACUUCCAGGUGGUAUUGGUAAACUACAAGAAGAAAUAUGCACGAGCGAUCGCCGCCAUUUACUCGUCGGAGACCGAGGGUGGCGGGCUGCGCGUACUCUCCCUGACAGGAUUCGCCACCGAGUUAUGGAAGAGGAAUACCGACUGUGAUGGUGUUGCUUCAUGGGUGCUGGGACGAACUUUUGAACUGGAUAAGCUACUUCCCAUGAAUUCAGAGAAUAUAAGGCACACACCGAUGGUAGCUUAUGCUGAGGAAAAUAAUGUGGCUUUCUUGCGGACAUUUGACAGUAUCUUCAUGGUCCAGCUUGAGUCAUUGCAGUUCAGUAAACUUCCUGAAAACAGUAACUGUGAUAUCAGUUAUCCAUUAGAAAGUGUCUGCUGCAGGUAUCUUGAGUUACAGUCUGGUGGCUGA
Messenger RNA from Aegilops tauschii subsp. strangulata, 1071 nucleotides. Lineage: Eukaryota; Viridiplantae; Streptophyta; Magnoliopsida; Poales; Poaceae. The record is from RefSeq and is a predicted model, not a curated record.